AUGGAAGAGACGGUGCGUCGCCACGACUGGGCGCAGCGGGUGUACGGCGACGUGUUCCGACCGCCUCGGCACGGCAUGCUGCUCUCCGUGCAAAUGAACUCAGGUGUCCAGGUGCUCUCCAUGACGCUCAUCACACUCGUGCUCGCGUGCCUGGGCUUCCUGUCACCAGUCAACCGCGGCUCGCUACUAACCUGUGGCCCCGUGCUGUGCAUCUGUCUGGGUAUGCCCACCGGCUAAAUGUCCUCCUGAAUCUACACGUCGGGAAGUGGCGGCGAAAAGUGGGGUCUCGACGUGCUGCUGACGUUGACGCUGUGCCUGGACCCCCGCCUGCCGCCCGUCCGCACGAUCGUGUUCAGCAUCACCCUGCUGCCGAACUGCGUGCCGUGGGUGCACGACUCGUCGGCAGCGCUGCCAUUCCUCACCACACUGACGCUGAUCGGGCUCUGGUUUGGCGUGUCCGUGCCGCUCACUUUCGUUGACACCUACGUCGCCUUCAAGAAGCCCGUACUGGAGCACCCGUGCAUGCUGUGGUCGGUGAAGGUGUCGAGCACCUUUCCGCACGUGCGCCCGCUCCAGGAGGCCAUCGUGGACAAGCGUAUGCAGGUCGCCAUCACUGAUCCGUCGGAGAACUGCGGUGUGGCACACCCAAUUGUGCGCCGCGGACAUCGGCCGGACGAGAGUCUGGAGAGCCUGGCGGACAGCCGCACCCGGCUCGCCGAUUCCAGUAUUUUACAUUUGCCAUGA
This is a messenger RNA of Pollicipes pollicipes, 744 nucleotides long. Its product is annotated as transmembrane 9 superfamily member 2-like. Gene Ontology annotation, cellular component: membrane. The transcript is spliced from 5 exons. The record is from RefSeq and is a predicted model, not a curated record. Gene Ontology annotation, biological process: protein localization to membrane. NCBI's taxonomy places the organism in Eukaryota, Metazoa, Arthropoda, Thecostraca, Pollicipedomorpha, Pollicipedidae.